Molecule: messenger RNA, 2631 nt
Organism: Maudiozyma barnettii
Lineage: Eukaryota; Fungi; Ascomycota; Saccharomycetes; Saccharomycetales; Saccharomycetaceae
Gene: STV1
Product: H(+)-transporting V0 sector ATPase subunit a
Exons: 1
Coding region: 1-2631 (876 amino acids)
Biological process (GO): vacuolar acidification; proton transmembrane transport
Cellular component (GO): vacuolar proton-transporting V-type ATPase, V0 domain; vacuolar proton-transporting V-type ATPase complex; fungal-type vacuole membrane
Molecular function (GO): proton-transporting ATPase activity, rotational mechanism; ATPase binding
Source: RefSeq, a predicted model, not a curated record
AUGAGUAAAGAAGAAGAAGCUAUCUUCCGUUCAGCGGAAAUGGCUUAUGUGCAAUUAUAUGUGCCGUUAGAGAUCUCUCGUGAAGUGGUAUGUCUCCUAGGUAACUUAGGACUAUUAAUGUUUAGAGAUUUGAACAGUGACACUAAUGAAUUCCAACGUACAUAUGUAGAACAGUUAAGGCGAUGUGACGAUACACAACGAUUGUUGACAUUUUUAGCAGAAACCAUGGAUAAACAUGCAAAUGUUUAUUGGCAUACUUAUACAGAUUCAGGUCAAGAAACUCUAUUACAGAAUAUGGCUGUGGAAGAUUUGAAUUCAAUCAAUGAUCUGACUACAGAAAUAGAAUUGGUCGAAUCAAGAGUAAGAAGAUUAGAUGAAUCGUUAAACGAUAUUCAAUUGAAAUUAGAUUCAUUAUUAGAAACAAGAUAUGUUGUAUUUAAAGCUGAAAGAUUUUUACAAAUUAAUCCAGGUAUUGUUGGAAGAGUGUCUCGUGAAUACAGAGAACAACAACAACAAAAUAAUAUCGAUGAAGAAAGUUUUCUUGAUAAUGAUAAUUUUUCAUUUACUAUUGAUUCUGAAGACGAACAAGAACAAGGUGUACACAAUAAUCAUGAUGUUGACAAUGGUCAUGUAUUGUUGGGGAGUGGCAUACAAGAACAAUUUAUGGUGGUUGGUGCGGUUCGUAGGGAUAAAGUUGAUACUUUGAAUAAAUUAUUAUGGAGAUUGUUACGUGGUAAUUUAUAUUUUCAAAACAUUGCUAUUGAAGAACCUUUAUUGGAUUCAGAUGGAUUAACACGUGUAGAAAAAGAUUGUGUAGUGGUAUUCACUCAUGGCCAUAUAUUAAUUAAUAAAGUUAGACGUGUUAUGGAAUCCUUAGGGGCUCAUAUUAUCCCUUUAGAUAAAGAACAUUUCCCAAAAUUGAAUACAUUAAAUGAUGAAAUUGAUGACUUACAACAAAUUGCUCAAUCAACUGAACAGGCAUUACAUACAGAAUUGUUGGUAGUUCAUGAUCAAAUUCUGCAUUGGAAUGUUGCAUUUAAGAGAGAGAAGUCUAUUUACGCAACUCUAAACUUGUUUAGACAAGAAACUCAUGGUUUAGUCGCCGAAGCUUGGUUACCAAAUAAUGAGAUUACCGAUUUAACUCAAUCUUUAAAAGAUUUUGUAGAAUCUAUUGGUUCAGAAUAUAGUGCUGUGGUGACAAUAAUACAUACAAAUAGACAACCUCCGACGUAUCAUAGAACAAAUAAAUUUACUGAUGCAUUUCAAUCCAUUGUUGAUGCUUAUGGGAUUGCUACAUAUCAAGAGAUUAAUCCAGGUUUGGCUACAAUUGUUACAUUCCCAUUCAUGUUUGCCAUUAUGUUUGGUGAUUUGGGUCAUGGAUUCAUUCUUUUCUUGAUUGCUCUCGUAUUAAUACUUAAUGAACGGAAGUUUGGAGCGAUGACUAGAGAUGAAAUCUUCGAUAUGGCUUUCACAGGUAGAUAUGUCCUAGUAUUAAUGGGUGCAUUUUCAAUGUAUACGGGGCUCAUGUAUAACGAUAUGUUCUCGAAACCAUUGACUUUAUUCAAAUCUGGUUGGGAAUGGCCUACAAGUUUUAAACAAGGAGAUAAUAUUUCAGCAAAACAAGUCGGUGUCUAUCCAUUUGGACUUGAUUCUGGAUGGCAUGGUACAGAGAAUGGUCUUUUGUUUUCAAAUUCAUAUAAGAUGAAAUUAUCAAUCUUAAUGGGGUUCAUUCAUAUGACUUAUUCCUUUAUGUUUUCAUAUAUUAAUUUUAAACGUAGAAACUCUACUGUUGAUAUUAUUGGUAAUUUUAUCCCAGGUUUGAUUUUCAUGCAAUCUAUCUUUGGUUAUUUGUCUUGGGCUAUUGUAUUUAAAUGGUCAAAGGAUUGGAUUAAAGAUAAUAAACCAGCUCCAGGUCUGUUAAAUAUGUUAAUCAAUAUGUUUUUGGCUCCUGGAAAGAUAGAUGAACAACUUUAUAAAGGACAAGCUUUCUUACAACAAGUAUUGUUAUUAGCUGCGCUCGUUUGUGUUCCUUGGUUAUUAUUAUAUAAACCAUUAACUUUAAGAAGGCUUAAUAAAAGUGCUAAAAUGAGAGGUUAUGAAGGUAUUCAAGAUCAAGAGACUAGUCGUGAAUUGAUGGAAACAGAACAACAAUUGCAUAAUCCAGACAAUAACGAUAUGGUAGUCACAGAUUUCGAUCUUGAACGAGACAAUGGUGGUGACGAUUCAAAUCAACACGGUCCCAAUGCAGAAUUUAAUUUCGGUGAUAUCAUGAUCCACCAAGUGAUCCAUACCAUCGAAUUCUGUUUAAAUUGUAUCUCUCACACCGCGUCCUACUUAAGACUUUGGGCUCUGUCGUUAGCUCAUGCUCAAUUAUCCUCUGUAUUAUGGGAUAUGACCAUUCAAAAUUCCUUCAGUUCAGAGAAUUCAGGUUCACCCCUAGCAGUGUUUAAAGUAUUCUUCCUGUUUGCCAUGUGGUUUGUUUUGACUGUGUGUGUGUUGGUUUUGAUGGAAGGUACGUCUGCCAUGUUGCAUGCUCUACGUUUACAUUGGGUUGAAGCAAUGUCAAAGUUCUUUGAAGGUGAAGGGUACGCAUAUGUCCCAUUCUCAUUCAGUAAUAUGAUUGAAUCCUGA